AUGAUUUGCACAUCCCCCACUUACUUACUUACAGUACUUACUUACUUACUUUGCUUACUAACUGUACUUGUUUACAUUAUAGCAAUCUUCAAAGUGAUCUCAAGUGUACUACACUUUGGAAAUCUUCAAUUUAAACAAGAAAGGAAUGCAGACCAAGCCACUCUGCCGAACAACACAAGUAAGUUUCUUGCCAAAUUUGCACGGAAAAACCACCAUCAUUAUUUUGUAAACAUUGUUUUCAUUUUCGUCUAUAUAGUUGCUCAAAAAAUUUGUCAUCUUCUUGGUAUCCCUGUGGUUGACUUCACAAAAUGUUUGAUUCGUCCAAAAGUAAAAGUCGGUCGUGAAUAUGUUCACAAAUCACAAACAAAAGAUCAGGUUAGUAUUUUAAGAAUUUAUAUUUUGUAUUAUUUUGUGGAUUGAGAAUGCCUUUAAUGUAAUAAAUUAUGGUGCAUUACAGAAUCAAAAAUUUGAAAAAAGUUUUAAUAAAUGAAUGCAAAGCCCAAUUGAACUGCAUUCACGAGCCAAUGUUUCAACACUCUAGUCUAGUGUCUGCAUCAGGCGUGAUCCGAAGUCGCAGUGUGGCUUCUUGUAUACCCAUGGGAUAACGUCAUCUGCCAACUGAUGGAUAUAUUCUUGUGGCAAAUAAGCACUGUCAUCCCUACUGAAAGCAUGAUUACUCAUAUUUAUAUGCCACGCUUCUAUAGUAGGCAACGUCUUUGGGUGGCGAUUGUUAGUGGUAAUGACUCUAGAGCUUUCCCACGCAAUCAUAUGUUUGGUGUCACACACAUGUUCUGCUAAAGUUGAUUUCCCCUUAUUUAAAGUUGAAACAACCUUUUGAUGUUCUUUUAGGCGUGUGCCAAACUGGCGUUUAGACUGACCCAAAUACUCUUUCUCGCAGUCUUCUCAUGGUAUAGAAUGUAUAACACGAGUUUUCUGAUUCGUUUGAACAGCUCUUACCGAUAUUACGAUAACAGAUAUCCAAGGGCCAAUACUUGCCGAUACCGGCAAUGCUGAUAUUCUAUUUCACUUCGAAAUUGACAAAUGACAAUUGGACUUACUGCAGAAACUUCAUCAUACAGUAACUAUUUGUGUUGAGAGUGGUCAAUCAUGUAUGAACACUUAUCAUACAUGUAUACAUUGAUAACAUCUAAGCAUAUGGCUAUAUAUUGAAUUUAUAUUGAUACAUUUGGGUCACUGAGUUAUGUUACAACCAAAAUAUACGUUCAAUUUAAAAUAUAUUGUAUAAAUUGUUAUAAUACAAUACCAAUAAUAUCGGCAACAAAAAUACCGAUAUUUUGAAUUUAGGGCCGAUAUCUAAUACGCUGAUAUGGAUUUUGGUGUAUUAUUAUCACUAGAUUUUCUUUCAUUCUUUCAAGUUACAAAUCUUCAACCUAAAACAUUGCUGCAGUUCUAUAUCCACUUUAAUUAAAUAGUUCUUGUUUGUAUGUGAAAGUUGACCCUAAGCUUAUUUUUGGAAACCUAUUUUAGGCUGAGUUUUCAUGUGCAGCUUUGGCAAAAGCAUUGUAUGAAAGAAUGUUUAAAUGGAUGGUCCAUCGAAUCAACAGAUGUUUGGAUCGAACAAAACGUGAUGGAGCCUCUUUCAUUGGUAUCCUCGAUAUUGCUGGCUUUGAAAUAUUUAAGGUGAAUUAUCAAGGGUGAUGUAAAAAAAUGUAAAAUAACAACACUGUACAGUAUGUAUAGAAGGGAUUUAUUUGAAUUUACCGUAUUUAUACUUGUUUAGAGUAAUAGCGCGGCAUUCAAAAGAUAAAACACUAAUAAUUUAAGAACACCAUAGCGCUUAACAGGUUUCGAACAUGCAAUGUGCACAUCGUCCUGGACCAAAUAGUGAAAAUUGCACAUGGCUUUUCCAAAGAUGUGCAAAAAAUCAGACUUGGGAGUUGGGACUGUUAAUGAACGUCCAUCCAUAUUUAUAUAGAUUUAAACAAAGCCGAUCUGUUGUCUUAUUAUUUAUAAACAAGUGCUUUUGCAUGCACACUAGUAGCAUGUUUGCAAAGACAAGUGAAAGGUGUCAAUUUUAACUGCCAUGACGACGGACAAAUUUAACACAUGACUGAUUAAUGUUUGUAUAUCAAAGGUUGCAAACAAUGUUUAAAAAGUAUUCAAAUCAUUAAAUUAUUGCAGUUUGAUUGAGUAGAUGUUUUACUGGGUAGCUAGGACAAUCAUGAACCUAUUUUAUAAAUAUUUAGAGCCACAUUAUUUACGCCAACACAGCAAGUAUCAUAGUUACAACAACUUUUAACUUCUAAAACCUUCAAUUAACUUUAGUCAAAUGAUUAUGCGCAUGUUGUAUCAAUAGUAUAUUUUAAUAUAGUUUUCAGUAGUUAGUGUGGAAAAGGUGUAAACUAUAUAGCUAAUAGCUAAGUGCUUACACCACGUUAAAUAAAGUUUGUAUGUACUACUAUUACAACACGAGCGACCGUGUUGUAUUCUUCAAUAAUUUAAAAUAAGGGAAAUUUGGUUAGAAAAUUGAAAUUAAAAUUUACGUAAAUCAACAUGAUUCUGUGUCAGAUAAACAACAUUCUGUAUCAGAUAUGUGUUGUGUUUUCUUCAUGAAUUAUUAAAGAUGAUUUCCACUCCGUUGUGCGCAUCAGUUCUGCUCAUAACAAAGGGACACCCCCAGAUAUAGACAUUGCUCAAAUUUUGCAUCUUUCGAACUUUUUUGAAUUGAAACGUAGAGUUUAUAUUCAUUUACAAGCAUGGCGAACCAGAAAAGUGUUAGAUAUGCAGUUAGCAUAUCAUAUUUUACAAAUAUAUAGCAGUUCAAAACGUAAACAAAGUUCGCACAGGAGUGGAUAUUAUCUUUAAUGAAUUUCACAAUGUUUGUAUUAAUAUUCUAAACUUAAGACAAUUUCUUUCGUUUUUUAGCUCAAUUCAUUUGAACAGCUCUGCAUCAACUACACAAAUGAAAAACUUCAACAGCUUUUCAAUCACACCAUGUUUGUCCUGGAACAGGUUCGUAAUUUGUUAAUUUGAAACAGGAUCGUCAAUUUGAGUAGAUCAGUUCUGAAUGGUUUGAGUGUACAUAUGUAUACCCGUAUCCGAACAUUCACAGGGUUCGUAGCGGUCUUUGAAAUCCUUGAAAGUCUUUAAAUUGGAAUGCAGGUCUUUGAGGUCUUUGAAAAGUCUUUAAAUUGUGUGAAAAAGCGAAGAAAGUCUUUAACAGUCUUUGAAUUCUUUAGUGAGUAUUUGAUUAUACGAUUUCCUAGCUAGUAAAAUAGAUUGAUUGAAGCAAGAUUUUCGCAAUUAUCGAUGAAAAGGCGCAUUUUAGGAUGUGAUUUGACGGGACUAAUUACUGGGUAAAAAUGGUACGUGCUUACACUCGCAAUUUUUCGACAGCUGAUUGCCCUCAAUGGUCUUUGAAAAGUCUUUGAAAAUAGGCAGAAAAAAUCUUUGAAAGUCUUUGAAUUUUUUUGGUCUUGGAGACUACGAACCCUGAUUCAUAAUUACUCAUGCAUCAGAAAAAGUUAAGAAAAAUGUUAAACACCUGCAGGAAAUUCGUUUGAAUGAAGAUUUGCUAUUGAAAGUUUGAAGGAAAUCUUAAGCAACAUGUCUCACUAUGGGCGCAACAACAUAUGGUUGACAGACAUUAUUCCUUGAAUUUAAAACCAUGGUCAGCUAGAACACAAUAUGUUUUGCACAUGCAAAUUUAGCACUAAAAGACUCCUUUACAUGGUUUGCAGGAAAUUUUUGUCUCCAGGUUGUGCUCCCAGGAAGAAAAUUAUUUUUUCCUGCCCUGCUUAAUUAAAAGAAUGUAAAAAAGGCUGACUGUAGUUUGCGCAUUUAUCAGUAGAAUUGAUGGCUAUGACAGUUCUUGGCAGUACUGUAAUUGCCUGUAGUUGGACCAAGGCGAACUGUUAUGAUCGAGUGGUUAAGUCUUAGCAAGAGAGCAGUCUUAUACUUACUAUAGCCGGAUAAUUCUCAUAAUUUUCUCUUACAGGAAGAAUACAGAAAAGAAGGCAUAGAAUGGAAAUUUAUUGAUUUUGGUCUUGACUUGCAACCAUGUAUUGACCUGAUUGAAAAGGUAAGGAUAUGUUCUG
This is a messenger RNA of Paramuricea clavata, 4058 nucleotides long. The record is from the annotation of a GenBank genome assembly. NCBI's taxonomy places the organism in Eukaryota, Metazoa, Cnidaria, Anthozoa, Malacalcyonacea, Plexauridae.